GUGAGUCAAUUAUGAUCCAAUUGUGUGAAGAAUUCUUAUUAAUUUCUUCAUCAAUCACAAUUACAUUGUCUUCAUCGAUCACAAUUAUAUCAUCUUCAUCUAUUACAAUUACAUUAUGUGAAGAAUUCUUAUUAAUUUUUCAUUGA
Molecule: messenger RNA, 146 nt
Organism: Dentiscutata erythropus
Lineage: Eukaryota; Fungi; Glomeromycota; Glomeromycetes; Diversisporales; Gigasporaceae
Source: the annotation of a GenBank genome assembly